UUCUUUUCUCUUUUCUCCUUUAUUUUUUUGCACUCAACUCUAUUGCUUUUCUUUUUUUUUUCGAAGGACCAUCAAGAAACCUUGAACUUCAAGGCUGUAGAAAAGAAGGAAUGAAUUUCACCCUAGUGUAGGAUCUUCUAUAAACUGUCUAAGCACAUGCUGUAGCAGAAGUGCAGCUUCGUGAUGAUCAAUAUACCCUUGACCACAUGCGUGCUUUUGGCAUGUAUAAUUAUCUUCACCUUGAUUCCUGGCACCAGGAUAAUGUCUACUAUGUUGAUCAGUUUGGAAGGGUUAUGAAUCUGUCAGUGACUCUGGACACUGCUCUACAAAAACCAAGAGAAGUUUUCAGGCUACCUACAGACUUGACUGCGUGUGAUAAUCGCCUUUGUGCCUCAAUGCAUUUCUCAUCCUCCACGUGGGUUACCCUUUCUGAUGGUACAGGAAGACUGUAUUUAAUUAAAUCAGGCAAGCGUGGAAACAGUGCAUCUGAAAAGUGGGAGAUUGUGUUUAAUGAAGAACUAGGAAGUCCCUUUAUUGUAGCACACAGUAUUUCAUUUAUAAAAUCUGAUGCACAUUCACUAGCUGUGCUGCUGCUUAGGGUUGAAAAAGAUGACCUGGAUACAAAAGGAAGUGGAUUUCAUGUUACCUUGGAAUGGGUUACAGUUGCAGAAAGAAAAGAGGGUGAUCAUACAUACGAAAUCAUUAAAAGGAGAGUUUUGCAAGGAAAAUCAGUCCCCCAUUAUGCAGCAAUAGAGCCAAGUGGUGAUGGUCUAAUGAUUGUUUCCCACAAACCAUUCACAUUUAUGCAAAGUGAAAGUGACAAAUUAGAAGAAAAUGAUGAUGCAAAAGUAUCAAAUGAAAGGAAAGACCCUCUCUACUACUGGCAGCAGACUGAAGAUGAUCUGACUAUAACAAUUCACCUGCCUCAAGACAUCACAAAAGAUGACAUAAAAAUACGUUUUUCCCCUGAUAAUAUAUGUGUUACACUAAAAGACCAGCCUCCUUUGAUGGAAGGAAAGCUCUAUUCAUCUGUGGACCAUGAAAGCUGCACGUGGGUAAUUAAAGAGGACAAAAGCUUGGAAAUUUCUCUGAUUAAGAAAAAUGAGGGAUUCCGGUGGCCAGAGCUAAUUAUUGGUGACACAAGAGGGGAAUUCAUUAUGGACCCUUCCCAAUGCUCUGAAAUAGCUGAAAGCCUGAUGCAUCUUACUUCUGAAGUAAUGAAUCCAAACCCCGAAAAGGAAAACCCACCUUGUAAUGCUCAAGAGUUAGAAGAAUGUGAUGCUUUUCUUGAAGACGGUGCAAGCUUGUGCAGAUUUGAUGGCAAUACCUUGAAAGUCACUCAUAUAAUUAAUCUUGGAAGCAACCAGUAUCUUUUCUCAGUUGUUGUGAAUCCCAAAGAAAUGCCAUGCUUCUGCCUGAGGCAUGAUGUUGAUGCUCUUCUCUGGCAGCCUCACUCUGACCAACCAGAGAAUAUGUGGGAACACAUUGCAACUUUCAAUGCUUUAGGUUAUGUCCAAGCAUCAAAGCAAGACAAGAAGUUCAUGGCUUGUGCUCCAGAUUACUCCUACGCUGCUCUCUGCGAGUGCUUGCGACGAGUUUUCAUCUAUCGCCAGCCGACUCCUCUGGCCACAGUUCUGUACAACAGGAAGGAAGGGAGACAAGUAGGACAGGUUGCUAAGCAGCUGGUAGCAACCCUGGAAUCCAAUGAUCCUAUCUUAGGCUUUCAAGCUACAAGUGAGAGAUUAUUUGUUCUCACAACAAAAACCUUGUUUUUAAUAAAGGUGAACUCUGGAAAUUAAUUAUUCAGUGUGCUCUGCUGUAGUUUGUGUUAACAAUUUGUUAUAGAAGUGAAUGGGUAGGCAGUCUGGCAAGUUCAGUACAAUUUGCUGAAAAUCAAAAAGGGGAUGUUUUAUAGGGGAAUCAAAUUUCUUCAUUAGAAUUUUUCUGUAAGAAAGUGAGUUUUGACUUUGCUGCUAUGGAAGUAAGCUUUUUCACAGCUAUGGGAAAAUGUCUUCUGCAUUAACAUCUUUGUCAAAGUAUUGUCAAAUGCUGCUAUUACAUAGGUGAAUAGAUUUAUGCAUUGCUUUUUCCAAGUGACUUUGCUGUACUUCUGAGUUUUGAGAAUUCACUACUGUUUCCACUGUUAACCUAUGGAAAAAGUAGUCACAUAAAGAGUUACGAUGUGGAAAGUAGAAUGUAUCAUAAAGAAAACAAAUCUCCAGUUGACCAAAAAACUGAUUUGGUAUUUUGACAUUCAGUAGUUUUGAGUGAAAUGUGAGUGAAAUGAAUGGGGUAUUAUGUUUCUUAUACAGGUAAUUAAAUGGAGCAAUUUUACUGUAUAUGC
Sturnus vulgaris (Common starling) is the source of this 2344-nucleotide messenger RNA. The record is from RefSeq and is a predicted model, not a curated record. NCBI's taxonomy places the organism in Eukaryota, Metazoa, Chordata, Aves, Passeriformes, Sturnidae.